CGAAUGUACCAGCGCGAUCCGCCGACAGAGCUCCCUGUCCUCGUACCCUUUCCCCAUCCCCGAUGAGUCUCUCUCCGAUCUCCGUUUUCGAUCUCCCCUCCACCUUCCCCACCUUCUGGCAGUCCGAUAUCCAUCCUCGCCUUUCCUACUGUCUAAAGCCCCUUGUUGUCCCCGAUAUCCAUCCUCCCCAUUGGGUCCUGUGGCGCGAAGACUUCAUCGAGCUUUCAUUGUGCUUGGUUGAGGUACGGCUGACGUGGAUCGAGGACGAAGCGCACCCGCUUUGCAUAGAGCGCCUAGAGUUGCUGUUCCUCCAGGCCUGGCGAACCAACGUGGAGGGAGAGCUCCUCGCAUUUCUAUUCAGUACAGUGCGGCCCGGUCAUCAGAACCUCAUCACGCAAGUGCUCACGAUCCCGGUAGCGCAGCUGGCGGACGAUCUCCCCCUCGACAUCAUCUCGCAAGACGACGAGCAUCCAAUUCCCCAUGUACUUUCUCGCGCAUUGACGCCCUAUCUUCAGUGGUCGGCUUGUGUAGAGGGAGCCGCAGAGCGCAUCCCGUCGUCGCAGCAACAAUAUCUGGAUCCCCGGACGGCUCGCGAUCAUGCCUUCUUCAGGCAUCCUACGGCGGAGCAGCUUGCGGCCAUUCGAGAAGAAGAGGAGGAGGAAGAAAGUACCGGGAGUGACGAAGAUGAUGACGGAUUGGAAGAAGGUGGGAACAGCGACGAAGAGCUCGGGAAAGAAGACGAAACCCCCGAAGAAGGAAGCUAUAGCGAGCAUAGCGAGGGGGAACAGAGCAAAGAAGAAGAAGAAAGCGAGGAAGGAGAAGAGGAGCACGACGAAGAGCCUGCUGGAUCGGAGUGGGAAGCCGUGCCAGAAGAAGCGUUGCGUACGGGUACGGAGGCUGAGGAUCCCGAGGCGGCCCGCAAAAGAGGAGAGAUCGCGGCCGGGAAGGAGUUGGAAUUCGCAAGCGCGGCGAGUCUGCGCACCCACGACGACCCAAGUCGGGAUCCGGAGCCACCCCGGCCUGAAGAUGGCGACCUCACAGCCACGACUCCGACCCCAUCAGCGCGGCGACGGAGCUGAUCCCCCUCCUCCUCAACCCGUCCCCCAGUUCGCCAACGUACCGAUACGGGCGAUCGGUCUUCGUCCACGAUCACUC
Messenger RNA from Chara braunii, 1155 nucleotides. The record is from the annotation of a GenBank genome assembly. Lineage: Eukaryota; Viridiplantae; Streptophyta; Charophyceae; Charales; Characeae.